AUGACGACGUCGCCCCGAGCCAUGGAGCCCACCGACCUCGAGAAAGGCGGCGAACUCUGCCCUCUUUUGGCCCCCACCCCCGAGCCGGCCGCCUUCCACAGCUUCCCCCACCCCACCGACGACAACAACAACACCGACGACCUCGUCGACGCCGCCAACGAAGCUACGACCGCCUCGCUCCUCACCACCAUCGCCACCAGCACAACCAUCCUCUGCUCCGCCCUCCUCACCUCCCUCUACCGGCACCCGCUGUGGCUGCAGCGCCUGCUCGACCUCUCGCGCAUGCCCUGCUCCCACCCCCAGCACCAGCCCUCGCACUUCAUCACCGAGAUCCCGCGCCCGCUCUUCCUCCUCGCCUGCGCCGCCUUCGUCGCCUCCGCCUCCGCCCUCUACUUCCACCGCCGCGCCCGCGGCGACGCCCACCAGGACGCCCUGCUCGCCGCCGGCGUGCUCAUGGGCGUCACCGCCGGCCUCGGCCUCGGCUUCGGCGUCGAGGACGUCGUGCGCGUCGCGGGCGUGUGGGCCGUCGGCGGCGCGCUGGUCGCCAGCGCCGUCGGUCAUGAGGUCUUGGCUUUGGUCAUUGCCGGCGAGGAGGAAGACGUGUCGGAUAUGGAUGAGAUGGUUGGGAGGAGGGGGAGCGUCAUGUCGGCCGUGGCUGGCGAGUUUGGCGGCGUGUGGAGGGAGAGGGGCGGGAGGUCGUGA
This is a messenger RNA of Diplodia corticola, 702 nucleotides long. RefSeq lists its product as uncharacterized. The transcript has 2 exons. Bases 1 to 702 code for a protein of 233 amino acids. NCBI's taxonomy places the organism in Eukaryota, Fungi, Ascomycota, Dothideomycetes, Botryosphaeriales, Botryosphaeriaceae. The record is from RefSeq and is a predicted model, not a curated record.